Molecule: messenger RNA, 1347 nt
Organism: Oenanthe melanoleuca
Lineage: Eukaryota; Metazoa; Chordata; Aves; Passeriformes; Muscicapidae
Gene: DLX3
Product: distal-less homeobox 3
Exons: 3
Coding region: 463-1302 (279 amino acids)
Biological process (GO): epithelial cell differentiation; embryo development; regulation of transcription by RNA polymerase II
Molecular function (GO): RNA polymerase II cis-regulatory region sequence-specific DNA binding; DNA-binding transcription factor activity, RNA polymerase II-specific
Source: RefSeq, a predicted model, not a curated record
CGAAAAAUCCCCAAACCCCCUUUUCAACCAGCCCUGUCCUGUCCCCCACAGCGUCCCCCCGCUGCAGACAGGACCCUGCGCACUUUAUUUAUUCCCUCACCCUCCUUCACCCACUCUUUGUUGUUCCUUGGGAGAGAGAAAGAACAAAAAAAAAAAAAAAAAAAAAGAGGGAGAGAGAGAAGAAAAAAAAAAAAAACCCACACAGGAGGAGGCAGGAGUCUAUUUUGCCUCCCAGGCAAUAUUUCUGGAGCCAAUCGGAAUGCGCACCCACCCUGCCCUGCUCCCUAAUUAAAGGCUUUAAGCAGGCGGCCGGGGCCGGAGGUUUGGGCACAGUCUCUCGGUGGCUCCUCACGCAGCAGCCGCAGCUCCGGAUCGCGCUCGGAUCGCGACAGGGCCUCGGCAGCCGCCGGGUUGGGGGGUCCCCGGGCCGGGCAGGCAGCUGCCCCCUCCCCGCCGCCAGCCAUGAGCGGCUCUUUCGACAAGAAGCUCUCCAGCAUCCUGACGGACCUCUCGGGCUCGCUGAGCUGCCACGCAGCCUCCAAGGACUCCCCCACGCUGCCCGAGUCCUCGGUCACCGACCUGGGCUACUACACGGGCCAGCACGACUACUACCCGGGCCAGCCGUACGGGCAGCCCGUGGGCCACUACCCGUACCCCCAGUUCAACCUGAACGGCAUCGGCGCCGCCGGCACCUACUCGCCCAAAUCUGAAUAUUCCUACAGCCCCUCGUACCGCCAGUACGGCCACUUCAGGGAGCAGCAGCUGCCGCCGCAGGAAGCAGUGUCGGUGAAGGAGGAGCCGGAGCCGGAGGUGCGGAUGGUCAAUGGGAAGCCCAAGAAGAUCCGCAAGCCCCGCACCAUCUACUCCAGCUACCAGCUGGCCGCCCUGCAGCGCCGCUUCCAGAAGGCGCAGUACCUGGCGCUGCCCGAGCGCGCCGAGCUGGCGGCGCAGCUGGGGCUCACCCAGACCCAGGUGAAGAUCUGGUUCCAGAACCGGCGCUCCAAGUUCAAGAAGCUCUACAAGAACGGCGAGGUUCCGCUGGAGCACAGCCCCAACAACAGCGACUCCAUGGCCUGCAACUCGCCGCCGUCGCCGCCGGUGUGGGACAGCCCCGGGGGCAGCGCCCGGACCCCGCUGCCGCAGCCGCUGCCCUUCAGCUCCUCCCCGGCGUUUUUGGAGGAGCACAACCCCUGGUACCACCCCCAGAGCCUCGGCGGCCCCCACGGACCCCACCAGGGGCAGGCGGCGCCCCCGAUGCACCACGCGUCCCCCGGGCCCCCCAGCACGGGCGCCGUGUACUGAUGCUUCAGAGACGCUGCUCCGAUUCUUUGGUUUCCUUCCCUUUUU